AUGUUCUCACAAGGGAAGCAGGGCUCGCUGUUCUCCCUCGGCGGAGGCCCCAGCGGCAUGGCGGCCAACGACAAGACGAAGAACAAGCCGCUCACGCAGGCGGAGAGGUACGAGCAGGCGCUUGUCACAGCAAAGGUGUUUCUAGAAGACAGUCGGGCACGCAUGACCAAGUCCAUGGACAAGUACAGCGCUGUUGUGAACAGCAACUACUGGUUCUACGGGUACUUUGGCGGUAACAUGAUGGCGACCAUGGCGGCCUGUUUGGCGCUGGGCAACCGCUGGGCCUUUUUUAGGUCAUACAGCGGCUGGAUCGCCGUCUUUGGCGGCUACUUUGGCGGCAAGGCGUGCCUCGCCGCCCACUCGAGCGUGCUGCUUGGCGGCGUCGUGGCGCAGCUGAAUCAUGAGAUCGAAGAGGCCAAGCGGAUGGACGAGCAGACGGAUCACAUUGUGCCAGACUACCUGCGUGAGGCAGAGCGGCUAACGCAAGUGAAGUACGAGCUGGUGCCGACGCUGCCUGAGGCGGUCGAGGCACGCGCCCACCACACAGAGCAGACCCUUGACGACCGCGCCAACGCACUCAUCGAGGCUUAUAUGAAGCGCAAGGAGGCCCUCGGGAAGUAG
This is a messenger RNA of Leishmania mexicana MHOM/GT/2001/U1103, 621 nucleotides long. RefSeq lists its product as hypothetical. NCBI's taxonomy places the organism in Eukaryota, Euglenozoa, Kinetoplastea, Trypanosomatida, Trypanosomatidae. The coding region runs from base 1 to 621 and encodes 206 amino acids. The transcript has a single exon. The record is from RefSeq and is a predicted model, not a curated record.